AUGCAACCGGUUCAAAGUAAAGAAAAUUUAUCAUCAAAAGCUACGGUACCUGGUGAAAACGAUAAAAUUCGAUUACUGAGUGAUUUAGUUGAUCGUGCCACAAAUGUGAAGGACUUGAUGGAAUAUCACAAAAAUAGAUGUUUAACGUAUUACGAAGCAAAUCGAUACAAAGAUUGUUUAUGUGAUAUUGAAGUAUUAGAGCAAUAUGGAUAUCUCGAUGAAUCGUUAUUGCUGAUCAAAUGGAUAUGCACCAUACAUUGUCAUAUUGGAGAAGUUCGCAAUACUUUUUUGGAUUCUCUCAAUGUUGACAUUUUAAACAACCGUGAUACAGCUAUUAAAUUAUUAGCUUGUAUCAGUGACGAAAAGGUUAACAAGUUGAUUCAGCGAACUUCUAAUAAUCGGCUAACGAAGAAAAUGAAACGUCUAAAUUAA
Molecule: messenger RNA, 432 nt
Organism: Rotaria socialis
Lineage: Eukaryota; Metazoa; Rotifera; Eurotatoria; Philodinida; Philodinidae
Source: the annotation of a GenBank genome assembly